AUGACAUCAGCCUUAAAAGCCAUUCAAUUAUACACCUGGCCUACACCAAACGGAUUCAAAAUCUCUACCUUCUUAGAAGCAUUAAACCUCAAAUAUGACGUCCACCCAAUCAACAUCACUACCGGUAUCCAAAAGGAAGACCCCUUCGUCACCUUAAACCCAAACGGACGUAUCCCUACUAUUGUUGAUCCAAACACCAACAUCACCAUUUCUCAAACCGGGGCUAUUUUACAAUAUCUUGCUGAAACUUAUGAUAAAGAACGCAAAUUCAGUUAUGAACAAGGUACACCGGAAUAUUGGAAACAAAUUGAAUAUUUGACUUUUCAAGUGGCAGAAAAUGGACCUAUUCAGGGUCAGGCUCAUCAUUUUGUUUUAUAUGCUCCUGAAAAGAUUGAAUAUGGGGUUAAAAGAUAUGUAAAUGAUACUAAGCGUAUUUAUGGGGUUUUUGAAGAGAUCUUGAGAAGAAAUAAGGAGAAUGGGUUGUAUCUUGUCGGAAAUCAUUACUCGAUUGUUGAUUUUGCCUUGGUUGGUUGGGCUAGCCGUUUGGAGAGAUUGGAAAUUGAUGUUCAUGAUUGGCCAUUGCUCGGGCAAUGGUUUGAUAACUUUUCGAAUGAGCCUUAUGUUCAAAAGGGAUUUCAAGUUCCAAAGAUUUAG
Molecule: messenger RNA, 654 nt
Organism: Hemisphaericaspora subhashii
Lineage: Eukaryota; Fungi; Ascomycota; Pichiomycetes; Serinales; Debaryomycetaceae
Product: glutathione S-transferase family protein
Exons: 1
Coding region: 1-654 (217 amino acids)
Source: RefSeq, a predicted model, not a curated record